AUGCUUGCCAGCAUUCUCAUCGCAGCCGCCGUCUCCGUCGCGGCGGCACCACAGCUGGCAAUACGUGAUCAGGUCGACGUCACCGCCGCCUGCACCAGCUUCCAGGUCUACGGCGGCUGCCAGCUGAUCGCCGCGUGCUCCUCGACCGGCAAGAAGGGCGACGGCGGCCAGAUCAAGGACACCAUGCUGCCGCUCGGCCGGUGCCUCGCCGUCAACUCGACGAGCCUAGAGUUUGCAUGGAGGGAGAAGUCUGUGCCGCUCGAGUCUUCGGGGUCAUGCGUUCCGUGUGAGAGUUCUUGCACGGUCAACUCAGAGUCGGGAGAGCUUGCUUGCUCCUGCUUCGAUCAGUCGCGACCAGACAUGGGGACCAGGCAAGCCCAGAUAGGACUGAAUGGCCACGUAUAUAGCAAAGAUGGUGUGCUCGGAUGUUUGGAUGUUACUGGCAGUCCUUACAGUGCGCCCUGA
Messenger RNA from Pyricularia oryzae 70-15, 465 nucleotides. RefSeq lists its product as uncharacterized. The coding region runs from base 1 to 465 and encodes 154 amino acids. Lineage: Eukaryota; Fungi; Ascomycota; Sordariomycetes; Magnaporthales; Pyriculariaceae. The record is from RefSeq and is a predicted model, not a curated record. The transcript is spliced from 3 exons.